Messenger RNA from Leopardus geoffroyi (Geoffroy's cat), 5292 nucleotides. RefSeq names its product NOVA alternative splicing regulator 2 (gene NOVA2). Gene Ontology annotation, molecular function: mRNA binding. Lineage: Eukaryota; Metazoa; Chordata; Mammalia; Carnivora; Felidae. The transcript has 4 exons. Gene Ontology annotation, biological process: regulation of alternative mRNA splicing, via spliceosome; mRNA splicing, via spliceosome. Gene Ontology annotation, cellular component: nucleus; cytoplasm. The record is from RefSeq and is a predicted model, not a curated record. Bases 95 to 1573 code for a protein of 492 amino acids.
GCCUCCCCAGCAGCCGUCGCCGCCGCCACAGCAGCCGCCGCCGCCGCCGCCGCAGCCGCCGCAGCAGCAGCAGCCGCCGCCCCAGGCCCCCCCCAUGGAGCCCGAGGCCCCGGAUUCCCGCAAGAGGCCCCUCGAAACGCCCCCCGAGGUGGUCUGCACCAAGCGCAGCAACACGGGAGAGGAAGGCGAAUACUUCCUGAAGGUGCUGAUCCCCAGCUACGCAGCAGGCUCCAUCAUUGGCAAGGGCGGGCAGACCAUCGUACAGCUGCAGAAGGAGACAGGAGCUACCAUCAAGCUCUCUAAGUCCAAAGACUUCUAUCCGGGAACCACAGAGCGAGUAUGCCUGGUACAGGGCACAGCAGAGGCCUUGAAUGCUGUGCACAGCUUUAUUGCUGAGAAGGUCCGAGAAAUCCCACAAGCAAUGACCAAGCCUGAGGUGGUCAACAUCCUUCAACCCCAAACCACGAUGAACCCCGACAGAGCCAAGCAGGCCAAGCUGAUCGUCCCCAACAGCACCGCGGGCCUGAUCAUCGGCAAGGGGGGCGCGACAGUGAAAGCCGUGAUGGAACAGUCGGGUGCCUGGGUGCAGCUGUCCCAGAAGCCAGAGGGCAUCAACCUUCAGGAGCGCGUGGUGACAGUCAGCGGCGAACCGGAACAGGUGCACAAGGCCGUGAGCGCCAUCGUGCAGAAGGUACAGGAAGACCCCCAGAGCAGCAGCUGCCUCAACAUCAGCUACGCCAACGUGGCUGGCCCCGUGGCCAACUCCAACCCCACCGGCUCACCGUACGCCAGCCCCGCUGAUGUGCUGCCCGCCGCCGCCGCCGCCUCGGCCGCCGCCGCCUCCGGCCUGCUGGGCCCCGCGGGGCUGGCGGGCGUGGGCGCCUUUCCGGCCGCCUUGCCCGCCUUCUCAGGCACCGACCUGCUGGCCAUCAGCACGGCGCUAAACACGCUGGCCAGUUACGGCUACAACACCAACUCCCUCGGCCUGGGCCUCAACUCGGCCGCAGCCUCCGGGGUCCUGGCCGCCGUGGCCGCCGGUGCCAACCCCGCCGCCGCCGCCGCGGCCAACCUCCUGGCGUCCUACGCGGGGGAGGCCGGGGCCGGGCCGGCCGGAGGGGCCGCCCCGCCUCCACCCCCGCCCCCCGGAGCCCUGGGGUCCUUCGCCUUGGCCGCAGCCGCCAACGGCUACCUCGGGGCCGGGGCGGGCGGCGGGGCGGGCGGCGGGGGCGGCCCGCUGGUGGCCGCCGCAGCUGCGGCAGGGGCCGCCGGGGGCUUCCUGACGGCCGAGAAGUUGGCGGCCGAGAGUGCCAAGGAGCUGGUGGAGAUUGCGGUGCCUGAGAACCUGGUGGGGGCCAUCCUGGGCAAAGGGGGCAAGACGUUGGUGGAGUACCAGGAGCUGACGGGCGCCCGCAUCCAGAUCUCCAAGAAGGGGGAGUUCCUGCCAGGCACGCGGAACCGGCGGGUCACCAUCACGGGCAGCCCUGCGGCCACGCAAGCCGCUCAAUACCUCAUCAGCCAGCGGGUCACCUACGAGCAGGGAGUGAGGGCCUCAAACCCCCAGAAAGUGGGAUGAGGCCUGUGGUGUCUGCUCCCACCCUCCUUCCUGUCCCUUCUCCUCCUCUUCCUUCUCCUCCCCCUCCCCCACACCCCCAACUCCUGACCUCAGCUCGGUGUAGUCCUGCUCCUCGUGGGAUGGGGCUGGGGUAGGCCUGACUGCACCCCCCCUUCUGGUAGUCAUAGGCAGGAUUGAGUGCUGGCUGGGGAUGGGGCCCAGAAGCUCCCUCCCCAGCCCUGAACUGACCCCUCCUUCCCUCCCUAUGCUUGACUGGGCCUGACCCUCCUCUCCCAGGGCCCAGGUCUGUGUGAUAUCUGUAUAUAUUGCAUUUUGUUGAUUUUAAUAGAAAACAAAGCGUUAUUUUCUCUUUCUUUCCCUCCUUUUUUUUUUCUUUUUAUUUUCCUUUUCUUCUACUUCUUCUUUUUUUGUUUUGUUUUUUUUUUGUUGUUUGUUUGUUUCGGUUUGUUUUGAUUUGGUUUUUUGGUAAGGAUUUCCGCCCCCCCCCCACUCACCUUUAGAAGUUUUUGUUUCCAUAUGGGAGGAGGGGAGGGAGCCUCUGGGCCACCUAGAAUGAGGGGCCUCCCCAAAACAACACCCCACCUCUCCUGCUUUCGGUUCCAGAUCUGAAGGAAGGGAUGGGAGUAGAGGUAGCCGAGGAAUCUGAGCUGAAAUGGGGUAUUCGGAGCAGGGACCCCAGAGUUCCCAGAUCUUCUCAGCGGCUCUACCCCUCUUGGAAUUGCCCCUUCUAGGUGGGACUGUUCACUGUUCUGUUGUCAGGUUGUUAUGGUGGGGGAAGGGGGUGGGGGAGCGGUGUGCAGUGCCUGCUGGGAAUGAGGCCGGCUCUGGGAUUGGUCCAGUCCUGUGGGCAUGACUCUUGCGACGGGCUGGAACAACUUCCGGUGGCAUCUUCGGUGGUUUUACUUAGAGUGAUGGGAAUGAAGGUCUCUGUUGGGAUGUCACUGAGUCAAGUACUUUCUGGGUGCUUCUGGCACUCCUUAUGAUGUCACGGGAAGCAGCUCCCCAGAGGUCACUUCCUGUGAUGACAGAAGAGACAGGUACUUCCUAUGAUGUCUCAGUGAGCCUUCCUUGAAGGCUACUUCAGGGAUAUCAUGGGGGCAAGUACUUCCUGUGGGAUCUCCAGGGUAUUUCCCGUGACGUCACUGGGAUGGAGCAUGCACUUCCUGUACUGGGCCAUGGCCAGUCACUGACACUCCUUCUCCACUCGCACCCCUCUUUGGUGGGUCGUGGCCCCGGGGGUCUUCCUAGGAGGAGAAUGAGGGGUGGGACUUGGAUCUUAUCUGGAGGACUCUAGGGAAAAAGACCCAGUAUUGUCAGGGUCAUCCCUAUCCGAACACGCCAAGUCUGUGAACCCACCUGGCAGCGAGGGGUGGGAGAUGGACCUGGUGAAAACUGCUGUUAAAGACCCCCAUUCCCACCCCGCCUCUUGUGUGCAUGCUCGUGUCCGCGUGGCUUUGUUCCAUGGAGUCUGGUGAGCCAAACGUGUGGUGGCUCUGUCGGGCCAUCAUGACCCCAGUGUAGAGUUCAGUGAGCCAUGGCAGGGUCCCUUGAGCUGGAAUGCUCCGUGUGGUCUGAGAGUUUAGAUUGGCUUGUGGUUUCCAGCAAGCUGGAGUGCUUGAGUAGUAUCGGAGGGAUCCGAGUGUCUUGGUGCUCUCUCACCACGGGCCCUGAGGCGCUAGAAUGUUCUUUCUGAUGGAGUCUGCCAAGCCAGGCAGCCCUGAGAGAUGGUUUGGGAGUGGCUUCCCUGAGCACUGCGGCUGUGGUCUGCUCUAAGGCCUUGUUGGCGGGCUGAGAUUUCAGGGCCUGACAACGCUAUGGACUUAGAAUAGCUGAGACCCACCUCUACCCUCGCCCAUCUCCCCCUUUCCCUUGGAGACCACCUCCGCUCCCUCCAACCCAAAGCAGGGCCCCCAGUGCCCUGGUUCCAUCAUCAGCAUCUCUGGGGGAGGGGCACCCAUGCCCAUCCUCUCCCCCAUUUGUUCCCCUCCUAGGUCUUCCAGACCCUUCUCUGUCCCAUGGCUUUGGGGGAAUCAGGCCUCCUCGUCUCUCUCCCACACGAGAGAAGAAAAGCCAGAGACAAUUCCCACCCCUAAAGCCUGGGAGACCCCUGCCCCUCGCUAGAGAGCCACCCCCAAAUCAAAAUGUGAAAAUCCCUAGAAAGCAAUAGCCUUCAAGGUACCUUGCACUGAAUUUCCCACCCCGCCCCUUCCACCAAAUGGGAGGCUGUAGCUUGGGCACUAGGGUGACUUUUUUCCAUGCCCUCUUCAUCUCCAGGGUGGGGGGCAGGCCCCAUUUCCCCAUCCCCCACCUCCCAUCGCUGCUGCCCCCACCCCUAGUCUCCAGACUGAACCCAGAUGGAGAUUCCAGUGCCAAAACAAUUCUUGAUGUAACUUUGUACAUAUCUUCUGCAGGGGGCGGGGGCGGGGGGGGGGGGGCUCUUGGGGUUGGAGGUGGAGGUGGCCCUGUGGGCCAUUGCUCCCCUCCACCUCUCAAAAGACCCUACAGUAUUUCGCACUAUCUCCACCCAUAGUGGGUAUUGCAGUGUCUAGCUGGAAUAUCCCCCUACGGCCCCCCAGGCCCCCAUGAGGAGGGGAAGGAGCCAGGGAGAGGUAAAACACGGUCUGGGAGUGGGGAGGUGGGAUUUGAAAGUGCUAAUUUGCAUAUCAUUUGCAUCCUCAGCUGCCCUGGUUUGUCAGAUGCUUUCUAUAGCCCCUUUCAAGGGGGUCCGGGUCCCAAUCAGCAGGACCCAGUAGUCCUGUCACACAGACGCGUCUCUGGAGGCUGGGCCUCCCGAAAAACGUUCCCCUGGGGUAUGUGUGUGACAACCCUCUCCCUAUUCACAUUUCUCGGGGACCCCCCCCCCCCACCCCACCAGCCAGGGGUAUCUGAAAGGUAGUUUGCUAGCUCAGUGAGCUAGUUCACUCACCAGAUUGGUGAGUGGAGAGCCACACACCUUUCUCCAUUUUUACCCUAGGAAACCCCCUUCACCAUCUUCCCCAACCCUUGAAAGUCUCUUUGCAUUCUGACCUCAAUCUUUCGUGCUGCAGUGUGUCCAGAGGGGACACAGAUGUGGGGUCAGGGAUGGGGAUCAUUGAAAAACCCACCGCCUCUUUUUUUUCUCCUCUUCCCUGUCAGCCAAUCAGAUCUCAGAGACUCUGAGUGGCCUCCUUGCACCCUGCUCUUCAGCACCCAGUAGGUGCUUAAUAAGUGUUUGCUGCAUUAAACUGUCUCCCUGUAACUCCCCAUUCGCCCUCCAGCUCCCAACAUCUUCCCCCAGAACUCCCCUCUCUCUUUCUUGGGCUCCCUAUGGCUAUCUACCUUUUUCUCCUUGUGGCUCCCAUCAUUACCUGUCCUGUCUCUAUCUUUGUCUAAAUCUGUCUUUUGCCCUCUUCUCAACCCUCUCAAGUCUCUCCCCUCCCCCAUUCCCCCAGCAAUUUAAAAAAAAAAAAAAAAAAGUGCCAAACUUCCUUAGAACUGAGCCGCUCUGGGGGGAGGGAACCUCAGAUAGAGAGGAGAGCAAUGGAGCCAUCUCACUUUGAGGAGGCCCCUAAGAGGCAUUGAAAAAGUCUGUGGACACUUAGCUAAAUUGGGUCCCCCUUCCUCACCCCUCCCACCCUGAGUUUUUCUUAGAAUCUUUGUAAGAAAAAAAAAAGAAAAAAAAGAAAGAAAAAAAAAAAAAAAAACUCCCUCUCAGCUAACCCCUAACCUUUUGGAUCCCC